Messenger RNA from Phoenix dactylifera (date palm), 2519 nucleotides. Its product is annotated as AT-hook motif nuclear-localized protein 9-like. Gene Ontology annotation, molecular function: minor groove of adenine-thymine-rich DNA binding. The record is from RefSeq and is a predicted model, not a curated record. NCBI's taxonomy places the organism in Eukaryota, Viridiplantae, Streptophyta, Magnoliopsida, Arecales, Arecaceae.
CCCAAUCAUCACCGCAUCCACCGUACUCCCGCUUCGAUGCUGUUCCUCCUCUCCUCCUCCUCUCUUCUCUUCGACCCCACGCUCUCUGCCGUCAGAAUCGAGCUCUCUCUCUCGCUCUGUUUCCUGUUCUUCUCCGAGAGCAACCAUCAACACUUGCCCCUGUGCUCCCGCUGGCAGCAUUUACAGGGACAGCUAGGGUUUCUCGGGAAGCGUCCGGGCUUAACUCCACGUUACUGACCCGGCGUUCGGCCUCAGAAGUUAAGGUUUCUGCUUCUUUUGUCUCAUUAUAGGAAGCUUUGGAAGCAGGAGCGCUUUCUCUCUUCUCUCGCUGGCUAUCUUUCUUUGUCUUCUUGGAGGGAGGGAACUCAUCAGUGGAGUGUGAUAGGUUUUCUUUCGUUCAGCCACUUGUUCUGGCGUUCUGCUCCCUUUCCAGGAUGAGGUUUGGCGUUUCCCGGUGCAUUAAAAAGAGGAGGUAGGGAAAAAGCUGGACUUUUUCUUGCUUUCCCAGAAGCGGAUGGGGAGGAAAUGACCUUUGGGUCCGGUUUUUCCCUCUGAAGCUCAGCUUUUCCGUAACUCGUACCCAAUCCCACGCCAGCAUCCCUUUCCUUGGCUUUUGUUGGUUCCUUGAAGAAGCCCUUCGAGUCUAGAAGAGCACAGGGGUUUCUCUCGGAGCUCUCUUGAUCCAUGCUUCUCCUUCUCCCUGCUUUACUCUUUUCUUGAGCCCGGAAAGUUUAAAUUUUUAUAGCGUUUGAGGAAGAGAAGACCGAAAAGUUUGGAUUUUUAUAGUAUUUUCGCGUAGUAGUUUCUUUGUGGUUUAGGGUUUGGGAGUGAAGCGGAGGUCUGCAGUCAUUUGCAUGGAUGGGAGAGAAGGGAUGGCAAUGUCCGGGCCGGCGUCCUAUUACAUUCAUAGGGGAAUAGGCGGUCCAGCCGCCGUCUCGCAGCAGCCCGGUCUUCACGGGCCGCCGCCGGGGAUCCGGUCGAUGCCAAACCCCGGCUCAACCCUGGCCGCGCAGUCCUCCGGCAUGGGGGUCGGUGCUGGGCCUGUCGGUCCGGCGGCGUUUCAGGUGGAGCCCUCGCCAGUGAUCUCUCCCCUCGGCGGUGGUGGCGUGGGCGGCGGGGGGCAUGUGGGAGUGGGAUCCGGGGAGCCCGUGAAGAGGAAGAGGGGGAGGCCUAGGAAGUAUGGGCUGGACGGGACCAUGGCGCUGGCUCUGUCGCCUAUCUCCUCUGCGACGCCGCCGGGGUCGGGGAUGGGCUCGGGCUCGGGCUCAGUCGCUCCUACUCCGAAGCGAGGUAGAGGGCGGCCCCCGGGCACUGGGAGGAAGCAGCAGCUGGCUUUGCUCGGGGAAUGGGUAGCUGGCUCAGCUGGAAUGGGUUUCACGCCACAUAUCAUAACAAUUGCUGUAGGGGAGGACAUUGCUUCAAAGAUUAUGUCAUUUUCCCAACUGGGACCACGGGCUGUCUGUAUCCUCUCAGCAAAUGGUGCUGUCUCGACGGUGACGCUUCGCCAACCAGCAACUUCUGGUGGCACAGUCACGUAUGAGGGCCGUUUUGAAAUACUCUGCUUGUCUGGCUCUUAUAUGUUGACUGAUAAUGGAGGAUCCCGGAGCCGGAGCGGUGGUUUAAGUGUAUCUCUUUCUAGUCCUGAUGGUCGCGUGAUUGGUGGUGGGGUUGGUGGACUGCUUAUAGCCGCAACCCCUGUACAGGUGAUAGUUGGAAGUUUCAUUUAUGGAGGAUCAAAAAUGAAGAGCAAAACCAAGACCAUCCAAGAACCAGGUGUUGAAUCUGAUCAUUCAAUUGGGGACAGACAGACACCAUCCAGUACACUGCCCAAUCAAAAUCUCACCCCAUCUGUCAUGGGAGGAUGGCCGGGUUCAAGGCAAAUUGACAUCAGAAAUGCUCACAUUGAUAUUGACUUGACCAGGGGCUAGCUCAUGCCGGUUUAUUUAUACCUAGAUGGAUGGUGUGUGUAUAUGGCGUUUGUAGUAUGAUUGAGGAGCCUUAGGUAAAAUUAGCAACAUUCUGCGAGUCUUACCGAACUCGCAUCUUAUUCCUGCUUGAUCUCAUUUUGUUCUAACUUCAUUUUGCAGAAGAUACCAACCAUUUGAUGCUUUUUGUGGGAAUUUUUUUUUUUCCCCGUUUCCUCCAUUGUCAUAUUUAGCAUUAGAUGGCAUUAUGCAUUGCCUGUGCGUAGCCGGUAUGCUGUCUUCUACUUAGGUUUCAUGCUAGAAAUUGAUCAUUGGAAAUUUCUUUGCUGUUGUCUCAGACGGCAGGAAAUUUUUAAGAUUGCCAAAAUGUGAUGACAAGCCUUUUCAUUUUUAGUGCUGCUUGUAAUCCAUUUGAGUAUCUCCAAUCAAAUUACCGGUCAAAGACUGGCAUGUGCAAUGUUCAGGGCAUAUUGCCAAUUUACUUUUGAUUGUUUUGACUGGAUCCAGUUUGGUGUUAUUAGUCUCUAAGUUUUGUCAUUUUGAUGUAGUCAAACUAUUUGAAUUUGGUCAAUAAUGUCAGUUUCUUAUUGCAAA